This is a messenger RNA of Trifolium pratense (red clover), 1142 nucleotides long. Its product is annotated as probable glutathione S-transferase. Gene Ontology annotation, molecular function: glutathione transferase activity. Gene Ontology annotation, biological process: glutathione metabolic process. The transcript has 2 exons. NCBI's taxonomy places the organism in Eukaryota, Viridiplantae, Streptophyta, Magnoliopsida, Fabales, Fabaceae. Bases 108 to 773 code for a protein of 221 amino acids. The record is from RefSeq and is a predicted model, not a curated record. Gene Ontology annotation, cellular component: cytoplasm.
AAUUUUUUCAAAAAUAAGUAGGUCUCUUAAACCUUGUCAUUUUUUCACUACCAAUCACUUUAACUUCCAUAAUAUCCAUUUUUACUUGUUAUCCUAGAAACGUAGCCAUGGCAGAUGAAGUGAUUCUGCUGGAUUUUUGGCCUAGUCCAUUUGGAAUAAGAGUGAGAAUAGCCCUUGCUGAAAAGGGUAUAAAAUAUGAAUACAUAGAGGAAGACUUGAUGUCAAUGAAAAAGAGCCCUUUAUUGCUAGGAAUGAACCCGGUUCACAAGAAAUCCCCGGUUCUCAUCCACAAUGGUAAACCCAUUUGUGAAUCUCUAAUUGCUGUUCAGUAUAUUGAUGAGGUUUGGAAUGAUAGAUCUCCUUUGUUGCCUUCUGAUCCUUAUCAGAGAUCACAAGCUUUAUUCUGGGCUGUCUAUGUUGACAACAAGAUAUAUGCAAUUUUAAGGAACAUUUGUGUCAAAAAGGGAGAAGAACAAGAAGUUGCAAAGAAGGAAUUCAUAGAAACUCUCAAAUUGUUGGAGGGACAGCUGGGAGACAAGUCUUAUUUUGGAGGAGACAAAUUUGGUUAUGUGGAUAUAUCACUCAUUCCAUUCUAUGGUCGAUUCAAAGCCGUUGAGAUCUUUGGUAACAUUGAUAUAGAGAGUGAGUGUCCUAAGUUCAUUGUUUGGGCAAAGAGAUGCAUGAAGAUCGAGAGUGUUUUCAAGUCUCUUCCAGACCAAGAUAAGCUCUAUGAGUUCAUUGUGGAGAUGAGAAAGAAGUUAGGCAUUGAGUAGGUUGGAGCCUUUGAGAUGAAGAAUUCUCUUCCCUCGAAACUCUUUUUUCGCCCCUGAAAAUAUAUUUUUUCCUUUGUUAAAAAAGUUUGGAAUGUAUUUUUCGAAAUUUUUUUACCGUGAAAAAUGAUUUUCAAACUAAGAAAUUAAAAAUUCGGAAAAUACAUUCCAAACUUUUCUAACAAGGGAAAAAAAAUCUUUUUGAAAAAGAGGAAAGGUCCCGAGGGGAGAGAAUUUUGCCUUUGAUAUCUAUGGCCACAAUAAAGUAGUUGUAUUGUAUAUUGUAUCGGUCAUCUUUCUUAAAAAAUAAUUAUGUAAUAGAGGAAAUUGAAUGUUCAAAUUCUCUGUUUAGUUUUGUUGAUAAGAUUUAAU